CUUAUAUAAGGGACACUUAGACUGCCUGCCAGGUUGAGGUGAUUCGGGGUUCUCCGCUGACCCCCACGUUCCUCAGAUGAACCCCAUCAACUCCAUGAAACCUGCCCUGCCUCCAACGCCACACAGUGACGGCUCGUACCCCUAUGACCCAGCGUCCUGGCAGCAAGGCACCAACCAGCCCCCCGGCUCCCUGUCUGUGGUAACCACAGUGUGGGGGGUUACCAGUCCUUCACCCAGCCAGGUAUUUGGUGCACCUAUGGGACCGGGUGGCAAUUCAGCUGGUGGUCACAUGAUGCCUGGUAACAGCCCUGGCAUGAACUCUCCCCAGUUCAUGGGGCAGCAGGGCUACCCGGAGCCCAAGGGCUACAUACAGCAAGGGAUGUAUGGCCGCCCAAGCGGAGGCUACCCAACAGGACCUGCGUAUGGUGGCAGUUACCCCAAUAAUGGUGGCGGAUCCCUCGGGAUGCCUCCUCAUGGCGUUCGCCCUCCCACUGACUUUACCCAGGCCGCUGCUGCCGCUGCUGUCGCCGCCGCCGCUGCCACAGCAACCGCCACUGCCACGGCGACUGUUGCCGCAAUACAGGAAAAGCAGAACCAGGAGAUGAACUACGGGCCUAUGGGUGGUGCUUCCUCUUACAGCACUCAGUUCAUGCCCCACCCUGGACCCCGUGGCCCACCAGGCAUGGCCUCCUCUGGGAUGGUGGGAUCCAGACCACCCUCUAUGGGAGGCAUGUACGGUUCGCCGGGUCAGCGUAUGCCCCAACACUCUGGUUAUCCCGGGGGCCAGCAGGGACCUCCGCCACGACACCAGCAGGGGCUGAAGCGCCCUUACAACUCUGAGGGAUUUCCAGGGCAACAGUAUGGCUCCGGGAUGGGAGGUGCAGGUCCUUACCCUGGCCAACCCAUGCAGUACCAUGGCCCUGGCCCACAGCGAUCUGCACCUUCACCUUCAUACACGGGCCACAGAAUGCCACUACAGCAGACCAACAUGGGCCAGUAUCCUGCAGGACCAGGAAACCCAGGCCAAUAUUACAAGGCAGAUCAGUUCAACGGGCAAGGAAACAACCAUGGAAGUAUGGCUACAGGAGUGGGUGGAGGUGGAGGGUACAGCACUUUUAACCAAGGGGCUGUGAACGGGCCUGGGCGGGCCAUGCCUGGCUACCCUAGCUCACCCCUGCCAGGGAACCCUACUCCUCCCAUGACACCUGGCAGCUCAAUGCCACCUUAUAUGUCACCUGGACAGGAUGUGAAAUCUCCCUUCCUCCCUGAUGUCAAGCCCAAUAUUAACACAAUGCAGCCCCCUACAGGGAACCCAAGCGAUGACCUGCGUCUGACUUUCCCUGUUCGGGACGGGGUGGUGCUGGAACCUUUCCGACUGGAGCACAACCUGGCUGUCAGCAACCAUGUCUUCCAGCUGCGCGACUCCGUCUACAAGACACUCAUGAUGAGGCCAGAUCUGGAGUUGCAGUUUAAGUGUUAUCAUCAUGAGGACCGGCAGAUGAACACCAAUUGGCCUGCCUCGGUGCAAGUGAGCGUGAACGCCACGCCCCUUACCAUCGAGCGAGGAGACAACAAAACCUCCCACAAGCCUCUCUACCUGAAACAGGUGUGCCAGCCAGGUCGGAACACCAUCCAGAUUACAGUCACCGCCUGCUGCUGUUCUCAUUUGUUCGUGCUGCAGCUAGUCCACCGCCCGGUGCGGUCUGUUCUGCAGGGUCUUAUGAAGAAGAGGCUCCUACCUGCCGAGCACUGUGUCACCAAAAUCAAGAGGAACUUCAGCAGUGGAACCAUACCAGGAACCCCUGGGCUAAACGGUGAGGAUGGUGUGGAGCAGACAGCCAUCAAAGUUUCCCUGAAGUGUCCAAUCACUUUCCGACGCAUCCAGCUUCCAGCACGUGGCCACGACUGUAGGCACAUACAGUGUUUUGACCUGGAGUCGUACCUGCAGCUUAACUGUGAGAGAGGGACUUGGCGCUGUCCUGUUUGCAAUAAGACAGCUCUCUUGGAGGGACUAGAAGUGGAUCAGUAUAUGCUGGGCAUUCUCAUCUAUAUCCAGAAUUCAGACUAUGAGGAGAUCACUAUCGAUCCAGUGUGUAGUUGGAAACCAGUCCCUGUAAAGCCUGACCUGCAUAUUAAAGAAGAUCCGGAUGGUCCAGCGUUGAAACGAUGUCGCACACUUAGUCCCAGUCACAUGAUCCUGCCUAGCGUUAUGGAGAUGAUUGCUGCACUGGGCCCAGCCUCAUCGCCGUACCAAUCCAUGUCACAAGGUGGCAGCAGCAGUACACCUGAUUACCCAAGCCAAGCUGGUUCAGGAUAUUCCAAUCAGCCUGGCUUCUCUGACUUCCCCAACGCUCCCGGCACUCCAAACUUGGUCGAAUUUUCCUCGGGACCCCCACCCCUCUCCUACCAGGCCGACAUUCCCAGUGGCCUACUGACCACUGAGAAACCAGUAGGGCACUCCAUGUCUGGACAGAUUCCCCACUCUAGUCGCAUGGACCCAUCCCACAACCCCCUCCAACAGCAGCAGCAGCAGCAACAGCAGCAGCAUCAAACACUCCACGGCAGUUCCAACCUGGGCGGCCCAGGAGGACCCAUGCAUUCACGCAACUCCAACCAGAAUCCCCGGCUGCACACAGAUAGCUUUGGCCUGGGUGGCCCCGGGGGACCAGGAGAUGUAACUGAGCCCGGCCUUGAUCUGCUCCCAGAGCUAACAAACCCAGAUGAGCUGCUGACCUACCUGGGUCCUCCUGACCUCCCUAACAACAGCAAUGAUGACCUGCUCUCGCUGUUUGAGAGCAACUGAGUGCAUAUAAAGCUUGUUCACCACCUACAGCUUUGCCACACCAUCCUUAAAACAAACCCACCUCCCAGCAGUACAUACACUCAGCACGCUACAAGGAGGUUUGGGGGGAUCAGGGCGUGGAAUCCUCGCAAACAUUGAGUGUAAUUAUUGGCCUGCUCUGUUCCUCUGAGACUGGAAUGCAGAAAUGCUCAAAGUAAAGAAGGUGCAGAAGUUUUUAUCCAACAUUGACUUUACUGUUAGUCUGCCUCUGAAAAAUGUCAUGGUUUUAUUGUGUUUUUUUCCCCCUAAAUUGAAGAGAUAUUCCCAGCACCUGCAAAAUCCAUUUGUAGAAAAAGCAGCACCCCUUCUGAUGUCUGACUUGUGCUUGGUGUAAACUACAUUGCAUUUGAAGUCUAUGGAAUUUGCCCAUUGUUGUUUAUUCUAGAUCAUAUUUUAAUCACAUGUGAAGUACCGACAUUCUUAAGAAUUUGUCAUAAACAAGAAGAACCGUAUUUUGAUAAAGCUACGGGCUCUUUAAGAAGAAUGAUACCAGAAAAAAGCCAAAAUAUGUCUGGCCUCUGUUGUAACUUGAAUGCAUGUAAAAGCUGGGAAUGCCAAUGGACCCUGCAAACACAAGACACAGACAUGCCUUACCUCAAGAGGUUGAAAAAAAAAAUAUUCCUCCAGCAAGCUAGCAUGCUAUCAUAUAUGCCAUUACUUGAUCUCACAAAUUUGUACUUGAAGUCCAGGAGAUAUAUUUUGUGUUGGGAGCCUCUUUACAGCCUGCAUGCCCUUGUCCUUUGCCUUGUUGUUUAGAGAUGCAGGCAUAUCUUGCUGUAGCAUCAAAUAAACAUACUGUACUCAUUUGCCAAACUUAAAAAAUGAGGUUGUGUCCAGAGGGAUCUUCGAUCAUGCAGCCACUGUCAAUGUGAGAAAAAUCAUUUGAUCCCUGCAAGUGUGUUUACACAGAAUGAAAUACAAGAAGCACACAUUAACUUGCAGACAUACCACAAAUGACACCAAGUAGGUUUCUGGCACACCCUUAUUCUACUCAGUUCUUUGCCUCCUUAAUCAUUUUUUUCACCUUUUAUUUAAACACUGGUGUCUUCCUGCACUGUUGGCACAAAGUCUUGUGCUGAUUGUACAUGUCUGAGCUACACAAGAGAAGGACCAACAUCUCAAUCCUGAUGGUUCUCUAUUUACCUUUACUUACUAGGCAUCGUGUUCUUUUAGUUGCUUUAGAUAUGCAAUUUCCCAUCAUUUAGCAGAAGGACUUUUCAGAAAGAAGAGGUCUCGCAGAGCACAAGCAACCCAAACACACACACACACACACACACACACGUCAGACAGGGUAGAUCUCUCGCAAAUGCACACUCAAGCUCACAAAAUGCAACUCUGUUAGUUUCAGAGUGCGUUCAGGUCCUAAACUAUAGCAGUCUCACAUUUUGUAUCCGACAUCUGGAUAUUUUGAUAGUUGUUGCAGUAUGAUGGCCUCCUAAUAGUCCGGUCUAAUUGCAGUACCCAUUACUUGUUUCUGCUAAGGAACAAUUAGGGAGCUGUGUUGAAAAUAUGUACAGAUAUAGGAUUAUUAUUGUUGCAGAUGUAUACGCGCUCCUGUACCCCAUGAUAAAACACGCAAACACUUUAAACACUAUGACAAUGUUCAUUUCUGUCCAAAAAAGCUCUUGUUCCUUUUAAGUUUGAAUGCAAAAGAGACUCCAUUGAGAGAGAAGGACAGUCUGCUGCCCUGUAUCUUGUCUUGUCUUACUUUUAUUUAUGAUUGCUCUCUGGAUGCUGUCGGCUAUGUGCAGUUUGUAUCCUAAACAAUCCGGGGGGGGUCAGGAGUUCUUGGAUGUGCAAUUGUUUUUUUGAAGACAUUUGUGUAUCAUACAAUUUUAUCUUUUGAUUAUAUAAUUAUUGUUAUUAUAAUAAUUAUAAAGAUAAUUGGUGGGCCUGUAUGCAUCUCUCUUGUGUGUUAUCUAGCAAAGUUUAUGAAUUUGUUAAAAAAAGAAAGGAAAAAAAGUACAUUUCACCAUCAGAUCUGUGACCAUGAAGGGUUUCAAUAAGAGAGCGGGAAAGCGUCUUUGAGACCAGCAGCAAGUCACAUAUUACUGUUCAUCCAACUGUUAAAAAAAAAAAAGUUUGACUGUCAUGUGUAGGUGAAUCUUUUACGUUUUAACGAUUGAAUUAAACUUGUAAAAUCUUAAUCAUUUUUUUUUUGUUUGUUUUUCUAAAGAUGUGAAAUAUUUCCAUUAUGUUUUUUAAGUAAAGAUUUAAUCCCCA
This is a messenger RNA of Silurus meridionalis, 5065 nucleotides long. It is a transcript of the gene zmiz2, whose product is annotated as zinc finger, MIZ-type containing 2. Gene Ontology annotation, biological process: protein sumoylation; regulation of transcription by RNA polymerase II. Lineage: Eukaryota; Metazoa; Chordata; Actinopteri; Siluriformes; Siluridae. Gene Ontology annotation, molecular function: SUMO ligase activity; zinc ion binding. The record is from RefSeq and is a predicted model, not a curated record.